AUGCUUGGGUCCGAGCCCGCGCGGUUGCUGGUGUGCCGGGCGGGCAGCGGCAAGGUUGCCGCCCUCCCCGUGGUGCCUGCCACUCUGGGUGCUGCCAUCUCGUCCAGGAGCGCCAUGGCAAUCGUGGCCGAUACCAGCGGUAGAGGCGACGAGUACUUCGUCGGCCACCUCUUCUACGGGACGGCGCCCUCGUCUUCCGCACCCGGGCCAGCACCCCCGGCUUCCGCGCCGUCCUCCUCCACCUCGUCCUCGUCCGUGCCCGGGAUCAUACCUGCAGCUUCCGCCCGGUCCUCCUGCGUCUCGUCAGCGGCCGCGCUCGGGUCCGUGCCCGCCGCUUCCGCGCCGUCCUCCUGCGCCUCGUCGUCGGCCGCGCCCGGGCUCGUACCCGCAGCUUCCGUGCUGUCCUCCUCCGCCUCUUCGGCAACCGCGCGUCCACCAACAGCGCCCAUGCCACUGCCCCCAUCUGCGCCUCCCGCGCCUGCUCCCACGGGGCUUCAUCUGCGUCUUCUGGGUUACGAGAGCGCGGCAAACACUUGGGGCUCGAAGGCCGUCGGCAUCACGAUACUUAGCUUCCAUCCUGACUGCGUCGUCCCGCACCGUGGGAACCUCGCCUUCUUCGACCUGACAUGCGGGGUAAUUGUCUGCUCUCCUGUGGUCACGCACGUUCGUCAAUUUCCCAAUUCCCGGCCGGGCCACUACAGAUUUUGGGAUUGGGAUGCGGCGGUGCUUUGCUCGAAGCGAUGGGAAGCUGGUGCUGCUUGUAAUCCAUGA
This is a messenger RNA of Setaria italica (foxtail millet), 771 nucleotides long. Its product is annotated as spore coat protein SP96-like. Lineage: Eukaryota; Viridiplantae; Streptophyta; Magnoliopsida; Poales; Poaceae. The coding region runs from base 1 to 771 and encodes 256 amino acids. The record is from RefSeq and is a predicted model, not a curated record. The transcript has a single exon.